Molecule: messenger RNA, 680 nt
Organism: Teleopsis dalmanni
Lineage: Eukaryota; Metazoa; Arthropoda; Insecta; Diptera; Diopsidae
Exons: 3
Coding region: 174-680 (168 amino acids)
Source: RefSeq, a predicted model, not a curated record
UUUUGUUAAGAAAAUCAUGUCAAAGUGUUAAAAACCGUCGAUCGGUGAGGUUGGUACCUUGUUUGCUUGAUUCAAUCGUAUUUUGCCUAAGCAACGUGAUUGAUCAUACUAUAACUUAACAAAAAAAUCAGUCAUCAUUGAAGUUCGAUCGGAACAGUACUAACAAAACAUAAAUGAUAUCGGCAAGGGACAAGUUUUUUGCGAGCAGUGGCUCAUCUACGUCUGCUUUAGGUUUAGGAAUUGAAGUAGUUGAUACAACACCCACAUCCGUUUAUAAUCCUACAACGAUGCCACUCAGCAAUGGUACAACCGAUAGUAAACGCACCAAAAGUACAACUUUCACAGUUACAAACACAACCGUUCCAAUGACGCAAUCGCAUCUUGGAUCAUCUAGUCAAACACAGGCUGUAUCAGCUGUAUCAGCGGAAGAAGAAAAUGAUCCGAAUAAGCAAAAUGGUGUUGAAGAAUUGGAUCGUAUACCGUUCUCUAAUUUGCCAUCACGUGAUCCAGUCGAUAUGGAGUUUAAAGAUCUUUCAUUGACCGUGAAUAUGGGUUUCACAAAAGCUUUUCUGUGCUUCGCCGAUGACUUAGGAACUGCCUCAAAUAAAGCACUGGAAACGCUCCACAAACUACUUACACUAGAUGUAGUAAAACAAAAUAUGACUGCGUUAGCAUCGUGA